GAACGUUGCAUGGGAGACACUUGUCAGUGCCAUAACAACUACGUAUCCAAAUCUGAUCGAUCGAUCUCAAACACACCCGGCCUUCUAUUAUAUAUAGUAAAUCCUAAUAAUAAGAUAAUUAAUAACUGAAUAAUUAUAGAGCUAGACCUCACCAGUCGCCGGCCAUUAAUGGAGAUGAAGCACCUUUCUUCCAUCGCCGCCGACGUCCUACGCCAAUGUGCCCAGACGCUAGGGAAAUCUGUGGAGGAAAUAGUGAUUGAAUUUGAGGUGGGAUGGGAUGCAUCUGAGAAGGGAUACUCAAAGAAGUUGCUGGAGUUUUCUUGCUCUAAGGCCUUGGCUAAGAUGUUCAGGCAAAGUACACAUGAUGCUAUUCUUGAUAGUUCGUCCUUUAGCCGCUUCACUUUUGAUAUGAUGCUUGCUUGGAAUAUGCCCAGCUCAGCAGACGAAGAAUCAUAUAAUGAGUGUAUGGGAAAAGAAAAGGAAGACAAACAAGUGGCUAUAAUAAACACCAAUGAUCAAGGACAAGAUGACAUCCCUUUGUUUUACUCGGAUAUUAUGCCACUCCUUGUUGAUCAUGAGCCAAGCGUUACUGAAGAUGCAUUUGUGUGGCUAGCUACACUUGUACCCGUGAUAGCAGAUGUUGUUAAUGCACGGUUUACUUUCGAGACUCUUACAGCUCCUUCUGGGUGUAAACUCCAUUAUCCUGCCUACAAUAUGUUCUUGAAACAGAUUGACAAAUGCAUAAGGCAUUUGCAGAAGCAAGCCAAACCAACUGGGGUAGAACUAGAGGAUAAUGAGUUUAUACUGCACGUUGAAGGAACUGCAACAACACAGAGAGUAGUCCGCCAUAUUGGUGGAACAAGUUGGCCUGGUAGGUUGACAUUAACAAACUACGCUCUCUACUUUGAGGCAUCUGGAGUCCUGUCUUAUGAAGAUGCUCUUAGAAUCGACCUUUCUAAGGAUAUUGACCAGAGCAUAGUCCCAGCCGCAACAGGUCCAUGGGGUGCUCCCCUUUUUGACAAAGCCAUUGUUUACCACUCAUCUGAACUGUAAGUUUCUUUCACCAAUGUACUGCAAUCUUAGGUUGAUGCAUUGCUCAAGUUUCCUGCUCCUCCCGCAAAAGGGCCUCUACGGAAGAGAGCAAAGUAGGAGAAGUUUAAUAGGAUUAGAACUUCAUUUAGCCAAGAGGCCGUUGAUUAAUAGUCCCAGCCGCAACAGGUCCAUGGGGUGCUCCCCUUUUUGACAAAGCCAUUGUUUACCACUCAUCUGAACUGCAAGAAAGUGUUGUCCUAGAGUUUCCAGAAAUGACAAGCUCCACGAGACGUGAUCACUGGCUCGCACUCGUCAAGGAGAUAAUGCUGUUUCAUAAGUUCUUACUAAAUUACGAGGUCAGGUCGUUGGUGGAAUCAUGGGAAAUGCAUGCCAGGACAAUACUUGGAAUAAUAAGACUUCAUGCUGUUAGAGAAAUGCUUAGGAUUUGCCCCCCUGUUCCCAAAAACUUCUUAAUCUUUACCUUGCUUGAUGAGUUGCCUAGAGGAGAUUAUGUGCUGGAAGAGCUUGCCCGGAGUUUGAAGAAGGCCAACAUUGACCAUCCAUGUAGUGCAAGCUCAAUCUUGAAGUGUGUUAAUGUCUCCCAACUGUCAACAUCCCUUCCAGAGAGAGGGGUGAAGGAAGUGGAUGUUAAAGGAAACGAUCCCUUGGCUCAAGCCGAAGAUGUGUCAUCACUCGAGAGUGCCAUCGACCAGGCAAGAGAGGAAGAAAAAGAAAUAAUUGUUGCUAAAGCUACAGUUGAGGAAGUGAGAGAAGAAGGAAUUGCCAACAAUGUUCAGGCUUUUUUGUGUUUGGUUAAACCAUUUGGAGCCUUGAUAUCUCGUUUCCAAGAUAUUUUUACAUGGGAAAGGCCACUAACCUCUUCCAUUGUUCUUGUGAUAACCCUUCUAGUUAUUUACAAGGAAUGGGUUGGCAAGGCAAUUGCAGCAUUUCUACUGUGUGUGGUUGCUACAAUUCUGAGGGCCAGACAGCUUGGGCUAGCUAAUAAACACAACAAGAUUCUUGUUUACAUUGGAUCCGAUAAAUCUGCGGUGGAGAACAUAGUGUCAGCACAACAGGGUUUAAGAACUGCAGGUGACAUUAUUCAACAAAUGAAUGUCACUUUGCUCAAAGUUUGGUCACUGUUUGCUUCUAAAGCACCAAAGCAAUCAAACACGGUGGUGGCAGUUAUGAUUGGGGUUGCGGUAGUGCUAGCAGUGGUACCAUUCAAGUAUAUCCUAAUGGGACUUGUACUGUCUGGCUUCAUAUCAUCCUCAAAGAUGAUGGCAAAAGGAAAGCAAAAGGACGGGGGAAGCAGGCGGCUCAAGGAGUGGUGGGAUUCCAUACCGGUUGCACCUGUCGAGGUCAUCGAUGAGAAGGCGGCUGAUGAUAGCGUAGUGGUGCUUUGAUGACAAUGGGUCGUUACUUUGUUCAUAAGCAUACUUGAUACUAGUUGUAUAGUGUUCUUUAUCUAAUAUUGAAAACAAUGGUCGUUUUAGACUUUUAGAGUUAAGCUCCUUUGCACGUUGAUCAAGGAAAGGAGCACUGUAAUCUAACUCAAACAAGGCAAGGUAAAGAUAAACUAAUAGCAGUGGUAUUACUUGGAACCUCAUGAGCUAUGAGUACGCCUGUUGCAUACUUGCAUUUGAACUUGAAGGUGAACAACUCGCGGAAAUGACUAGUUCUAGUUUCGAUUUUUAGG
Molecule: messenger RNA, 2731 nt
Organism: Cuscuta europaea
Lineage: Eukaryota; Viridiplantae; Streptophyta; Magnoliopsida; Solanales; Convolvulaceae
Source: the annotation of a GenBank genome assembly